UCACUUUCGUCUCUCAUAUACAUGGAAAAAAUUGAUAAUUUCGAACAAUAUAAAAAUAUGUUAGUCGUUUUAGUAACAGAAACAAUAGCGUCUAUGGAUAAUCUUCAACAUACAUCAAUACAAAAUUUACACGGUAGAUCAGCAAAUUCUGGAAAAACUCCCUUAGCAAAAAUGAAAUUCUCAUCAUUAUGUAACAGACUAAAAGCACACUUGCUAGUCCAUUUAUCAGACGAUGUAGAAAUAUUUGCUGGUGGUCCUCACACUGAGGCUGAACGUUGUGAACAGCAACACAAGUUUAUGCGAGAGCUACUAUGCCAUACUAAUCGCCAUAAUGGUUCAAGAGAUGUAGCAUUAAGAUUUUCGGAAGAAUAUAUGCUACGCCAUAUGUGCCAAGGUGGAUCAUUUAUAAGAGAUUCUUCGGCACCAAUGUAUGCAAUGUGCGGUGAGGGUGUUCUUUUGUCUUAUGAUCCAAUGAUUUUUCGAAGCGAGCUUGAAUUGUUAGACGAUAAUAACAGUAAUAAUAAGCUGACUGUUAGUCUCGCUGCUCUAUUCAGAAAUAUGAACAGCCCAACAAAUGGUCAAACUCUUGGAAGGAUUUCCCAAAAAGCAAACGGUUAUUAUUUCGUUGAAGCUUUUGAAUUUGUGCCGAUAAGAGAUGAACAUCUUGGUUAUUGGUAA
Messenger RNA from Mucor mucedo, 678 nucleotides. RefSeq lists its product as uncharacterized. The annotation marks the transcript as partial. The transcript has a single exon. The record is from RefSeq and is a predicted model, not a curated record. NCBI's taxonomy places the organism in Eukaryota, Fungi, Mucoromycota, Mucoromycetes, Mucorales, Mucoraceae.